AUGGCCCCAAGCCGCCAGUGGGCCCAUGCUGCCCCCGGGCGCCCAUCCCGGCCCCUAGCGCGGCCAUUGGAGAGGAGGCGCGUGGUGGUCGUCGACGAGCUGCAGCAGCAGCAGCAGCAGCAGCAGCUAAACCACGGCCUCGGCCACGGAGACGAGGACAGCUUUCUCCCCCUCUUCUCGGACGAACCGUUGCGUGCCGCCCCAGACUUGGACCAAUUCCUCCCGCCUGCCUCUCGCGUGGAGCUCAACCACCAAGCUGCACAGCUGCGCCAGGCACGCAUUCGCGAGCCUUCUGGACCUCUACCAAAAGUCGACCCCAACAGCAGCGCCUUUUGGUCAGGGUCAGAGGAAGUAGCCAACGAAGAAGCCGGUGGAGAAGUCCCCGAAGGAGGCCGUGAAGGAGCCAACGAAGCAGACAGUGGAGAGGACAGCGACAGUGACGACGUUCUCGACGAGCACGUCGAAUCGCCUUCCUGGGAAUAUCUGCUUGACCCCCCUGUCGCUCCUGCCGAAUUAGACAACCUUUCGGAGCUCUUUCGGGCUGCGUCGCUACACGAGGACGUCCGUCGCUUCCCUGUGUUGUCGCCUGAGGCCCAAGAAACCCAAGAGACCCAGGAAUCCGAAGAGACUGAAGAGACUAACGAGUCCGACGAGUCUGACGAGUCCGACGACUGGGAAUACUCUUUUCUGGAGGUUCCGGACUUCUUAGACCACCAUAAUAGCGACGACGACGAAGAAAGCGACGGUCCAGGGCAAGGUAGCACUGGGAACGGUCAAGAAACGAACAGGGGCGCCGAGGGAGAGGGCGGUGCAGAGCAAAACGACCAGCAGAGGGACAACGAACAGCAAGAUCCUGAACAGGACACGAGUAACCACUCGGAGGGCGAGGGUGGGUCCACACAGAGAGACACGGCCCAGCAGGGUUCAGAUCCAGACUCGUCGACUGAUUUCGACGGUGACGAGGGAUCCAUGGCGCCUAAAUCCGCGGAUGAGAUCAUGGUGCAAGAUUCUAUUGAGGCGAAGGGCGACCAAGACGUCGAGAUGGGAGAUGCCCCUGCUGACGCCAACGGUGGGGAGACCGCGACUGCCAGCCUCACAGUGAACACGGGUGCAGAUACCAACGGCGACGCGGAUGCCGAGGGCGAAGCCGAUGUCGAUGGUGAUGGCGACGCCGAUGCAGAUGGCGACGCAGAUGCAGAUGCAGAUGCAGAUGCGGAUGCAGACGCCGACGCGGAUGGCGAGGUUGACAGCGCCGGACCUGCCGAUACCUCAAAAGGCCGCCGCGGAAGAGGACGUUGGCGAAAUGUGGAUGAUCCAAACAAGGAGCUGCGCCAACUUAUUGAUGAUCUGCAGAAGUAUCUCAGCAGUUACACAGAAGAUGACGAGGAGAUUUGUGAGCCAUUCCAGCGCAUUCCGCGAAAGAACAUCUUCCCAGACUACCACGAGAUCAUCUCAAAUCCGAUCGCAUUCAGCACGGUUCGAGGAAAACUUCUCAAGAAAGAGUACACAGAGUUCUCCCAGUUUGUCUUCGAUGUGGCUCAAAUCUUCCGUAAUGCGCAGAUCUACAACCGUCCGAGCUCUGAUAUUUUCAAGUACUCUGUGCGCUUGAUGGAGGUCUUCAAGGAGAAGCUCCAGGAGCUGAUCAGCAACGAGUCCAUCUCUGCGGAAGAAGCUGUGCUGCCAGAUUUUGGCGAGCUACCUCCCGUGGAUCCUUCACCAGAACCUGACGAGGACGAGCUAGAAGAGGAGGAUGAUGAAGAGGAGGAGGAUGAAGAUGAAGACGACGACGAUUCUGAUGACGAAGGCGGCCGCCGUAGAGGCCGUCGACGUGGUCGAGUUUCCAAGAAGGACGCCGAUGAUGACGACGACUACCACAAGAAGCGUGGCCGUCCACCCAAGGUGUUCACUCCAACGGAGGCGCGGAUCAAUGCAGUUCUAAAAGGCCUGCGGAAGCCAAAGGAUGAGGACGGCAACCUCCGCGUCCUCGACUUCGAGAGGCUGCCUGACAAGCAGCUGAACAAGGAGUACUACCAAGUGAUCACAAAUCCUGUCGCUCUUGAUCAGAUCAAGAGGAACGCAAAGCGCAAGAAGUAUCGCAACGUGGACGAAUGCUUUGCGGAUAUCGAUCUCAUGUUUCGCAACGCGAUGCAUUACAAUGCACCGGACAGCCAAAUCUACGAGGAUGCGACUGAGCUGCUGAAGGAGGCCGAACGGCUGGUUGAGCAGGAGAAAACCAAGCCAGAUGAUGCCUUCCGUGACGAGGAGGGCAAGCUCCCUCUCUCAGAGGCCCAGCAUAACGGCGAGACGUGGAAAGUUGGCGACUGGGUUCACAUCCGUAAUAUGAAUGACCUAGAGAAGCCUAUCGUGGCCCAGAUCUAUCGGCUCUGGCAGGAUGAAGCAGGAAAGAAGUGGGUCAACGCCUGCUGGUACUACCGUCCUGAGCAGACCAUCCACCGCGUGACGAAGCGUUUCUACAGGAACGAGGUCAUGAAGACGGGCCAGUACCGCGAUCAUCUGAUUGAUGACAUCGUGGACCGAUGCUUCGUGAUGUUCCACACGCGCUACCACAAGGGUCGACCGCGCGGCCUGCCACCAGGCAAGGAGGUGUACGUCUGCGAGGCGCGAUAUAACGAAGAGAAGUUCACCUUCAACCGGAUCAAGACGUGGACGAGUUGCUUGCCUGACGAGGUUCGGGAAAAGGACUAUGAGAUGGAUCUGUUUGAUGUCCCUCGCAAAAUCAAGAAGGAGCCAACUCCAAUUGCGCAUCUCAUCAACGAGAAUGCCAAAGAGACAGACAUGAUGCCGAAGCCAAACUGGGGACACAAGGAUGCGCCGCCCAUAAUAGGAGGUGUACACAUCCGACCCAGGGAGCCGAAUGACUCUCCUUCGCCAGAGCCGACCCCAGAGCCCCCAUCGGUCCCACCGCCCUCGAUGGCUGCUGCUGACCCGAUUCGUCGACAAUCUGUCCCGAUGGCCCCUACGUCGACCGCCUUUCAUCCCGGCGUACCGGUCCCGAUCCCUUCCCCUUCUCCUGCACAUGCACAUGCGCAUGCAAAUCACUACCAGCAGCCGCACUUCAUCCCACCACGCCCGGUCGCGACUACGCCUAGCGCCAUACCGGUCCAGUCUACUCAUCACCAGUAUCAGCACCACACGGCCCCUUCACCCGUGCACCAUCACGCCCAGGCUCACAGUCCCCAUUUUGCUCCACAGCACCAAGGCUACAGCCACCACCCACAGCAACAGCCGCCGCCGCCGCAUCAGCAGCAGCCGCACUACGUGCCCAGCCCUGCAUCGGUGGGUCAUCAUCACCACAUACCCAACGCCGGCAGCUUCUCAAGCCAGCCCCACGUCCCUUACGCUGCCCCCGUUCAGCACCACCACUCGCGCAUGCCCAUGGCGCCCACAGCGAGCAACACGGCAAUCCCGCAUGCUAAUGCCAAUGCGACCAUGCACACUGGAGCCCCGCGCUACGACUCAUGGGUACUGUACGACGACGUCGACGCCUCGAUCCCUCGCGAGGUUCGCGACCAGUACCACACGGACGACAAGGGCCAUCUGCUGUUCUUCACCGCGCCGCCUCAGAACCGGCCCAGCCACGGCGCCGCGGAGGAGAACGCGACCCUCGGCCACAGCGUGCGCUACCUGAGCGACAUCCACGAGCACCGCGCAGAGCGGGAGCGCAAGCGCAAGGAGCGCGACGAGGCGCUGCGACAGCAGGCGGCCGACCAAGCCGCACGCGACAAGGAGGUCAGGGAGCAGACGGAGCGCCAGAUGAGCGCCACGGCGGGCCAGCGGUUCGGCGACUGGAUCCUCGGCAUGCAGCGUGAGAACGAGGAGAUGGAGAAGGAGCUGGCGCCAAUCCGCGCUCAGAAGGCUGCCUGGCUGGCCGAGAAGGAUGCGCUGAAUGGCCAGCAGCAGCAGGAGUGA
Diaporthe amygdali is the source of this 3930-nucleotide messenger RNA. RefSeq lists its product as uncharacterized. Lineage: Eukaryota; Fungi; Ascomycota; Sordariomycetes; Diaporthales; Diaporthaceae. Gene Ontology annotation, biological process: chromatin remodeling. Gene Ontology annotation, cellular component: RSC-type complex. Bases 1 to 3930 code for a protein of 1309 amino acids. The transcript is spliced from 6 exons. The record is from RefSeq and is a predicted model, not a curated record. Gene Ontology annotation, molecular function: chromatin binding; protein binding.